Molecule: messenger RNA, 3122 nt
Organism: Girardinichthys multiradiatus
Lineage: Eukaryota; Metazoa; Chordata; Actinopteri; Cyprinodontiformes; Goodeidae
Gene: ubqln4
Product: ubiquilin 4
Exons: 11
Coding region: 37-1782 (581 amino acids)
Biological process (GO): ubiquitin-dependent protein catabolic process
Cellular component (GO): cytosol
Molecular function (GO): polyubiquitin modification-dependent protein binding
Source: RefSeq, a predicted model, not a curated record
ACGUUAGAUCCGAGCUGUUCCAUCGGCGGAGUAAAGAUGGCUGAGCAAGGCGCCGCAGAUCCUGUUAACAACAACAAUAAUAAUAAACCCGAAGCCUCGGAGGGGACGAUUAUUAAGGUCACAGUGAAAACACCCAAGGACAAGGAAGAGAUCGCAAUCGCAGAGGACGCCUCUGUCACUCAGUUUAAAGAGGAGAUCUCAAAGCGGUUCAAAGCCAAACAGGACCAGUUGGUUUUGAUUUUUGCAGGGAAGAUCUUGAAGGACGGUGACAGUCUCAGCCAGCAUGGCAUCAAAGAUGGCCUGACAGUCCACCUUGUCAUUAAGACAGCAAACAAGGCAGCAGAUGGCGGUAGCACCUCAGCCUCUAGUUCAGCCUCCACUCAGGUAGGUAGUAGCUCCACCUCUAGUCCAGCCACCAACCCGGCCUCCACAGCAGGCCCCGCCGGGCCCGGCUCUGCACCCACGCAGACGCCCAACUUAAUGAGUGGCUUUGGGGACCUUUCCAGUCUAGCUGGUCUGGGCAUGGGCUCAGCUAAUUUCAUGGAGCUGCAGCAGCAGAUGCAGAGGCAGCUCAUGUCCAACCCAGAGAUGCUCUCUCAGAUCAUGGAGAACCCGCUGGUGCAGAACAUGAUGUCCAACCCUGACCUGAUGAGGCAGAUGAUUAUGGCCAACCCACAGAUGCAGCAGCUGAUGGAGCGCAACCCUGAGAUAUCCCACAUGCUCAAUAACCCUGAGCUCAUGAGACAGACCAUGGAACUCGCCCGGAACCCAGCCAUGAUGCAGGAAAUGAUGCGAAACCAGGACCGCGCUCUGAGCAACCUGGAGAGCAUUCCCGGAGGUUACAAUGCCUUGAGGAGGAUGUACACAGACAUCCAGGAGCCCAUGUUCAGCGCAGCAAGAGAACAGUUUGGAAGCAACCCGUUCUCAGCUCUCGGUGGAACCUCUGAGUCUGGUGCUCAACCGUCACGGACAGAGAACAGAGAGCCCCUGCCCAAUCCAUGGGGGCCUCCGAAUUCUACGAACCCCUCUGAGAGCGGAGGGGGAACCACAGGAAGCACUACUACUUCAGCGACCGCCAACCCGAGUGUGUCCAACCCUCUCGGCAUCAAUCCUGGGAGUCUGGGAAAUGGCAUGUUCAACAGCCCGGGAAUGCAGAGUCUACUCCAACAGAUCUCAGAAAACCCUCAGCUGAUGCAGAACAUGCUGUCUGCUCCGUACAUGCGCAGCAUGAUGCAGUCGCUGGCUCAGAACCCAGAGUUAGCAUCCCAGGUAAUGAUGAAUAAUCCUUUAUUUGCUGGAAACCCACAGCUGCAGGAACAGUUCAGAGCUCAGCUGCCCAUUUUUCUGCAGCAGAUGCAGAACCCUGAGGCCCUGUCAGUUAUGACCAAUCCCCGGGCCAUGCAAGCUCUAAUGCAAAUCCAGCAGGGCCUUCAGAUGCUGCAGACAGAAGCCCCAGGCCUUAUGCCCAGUUUGACAGGUGGAAUUCCAGGUGUGCCCACAGGAGGCGCCGCUCCUGCAGAGAACCCUGCGUCCUCACCCAGCGCUGCUGCAACAAACCCUGCUCAGCAGCAGCUGAUGCAACAGAUGCUCCAGAUGUUUGCUGGAGGAGGUGGAGGAGGAAGCGCAACGACCCAGACCCCAGAGGUGCGGUUCCAGACCCAGCUAGACCAGCUGAAUGCCAUGGGCUUCAUCAACCGCGAGGCCAACCUGCAGGCCCUCAUUGCUACUGGAGGAGACAUCAACGCCGCUAUUGAGAGACUGCUGGGCUCACAGCCCUCGUAAUGACAUACAGUACAUAUUGACACGCAGACAUGCUCAUAAACACACACUUAACACAUAACACACCCAACAGAGAACCAACAGAAAUGUAUGUGUAUUGUCCCAGACCUUGGGCAAGAACUGAAAGACCGUCAUUCUACAUCUGUUCUAAGAUCAUUCCCUACUUCCCCCUUGCUUCUUAUGUUCGGCACCAACCAACCAGCUUCACCCACGAAGUUCUGCUGUAGGGGUCGGACUGAACCGGUCUCUCGUCAAAGGGUGUACCGAUGGGAAGAGAAAGGGACUCCCAACCAUUUUUCUUUUUUCUUUAUUGUUUCCUUCACCAAAAAUCUGAAGUAGCGCUCUGUAGGCAAAGAUUUACAUGAUACAGACACAACCCAUGCGAUGUGAAAGGCAGUCGUCUCUGCGUCGUACAUGGUUCUUGUGAGGCAGGUCAGUAGUUUUCUGGUCUACAAGCUCUCAACCUGAAAACCAGCAGGAGAACAGAUGUUCACAGACGUCCCAACCACCUUCCCUCCACGUUUCCUCUAGUUCUCAACAUUCUCCACACACAGCUGGUUUUGCCCAACUGCUUUCACUAUUUAUUGCAAGCGCCUAAUAACAUGACGCCUUCCAUGUUUUCACCCUCAGAAGUUGUAAUUUGUCGCUCCGGAUCAAAGUGCCCACACUUAAUCGCAGUGUUUAUUUUUAUUUUUUUAAAUGCCCUACUCCCACAACCCUCCAUAGUCACCAUUGCUAGUCCUGCUGUCCGGCUCUGACCAGUGAGAUCAUGGCUGAUAAAUACCUGCCUCACUCAGCCAGGAAAUGAGACUCUUACCACCUCCAAGAAAAUUCUCAUUGAAAGCUGUAAUCAUAAUCGUUUAUCAAAUAACAGCAUCCCUGAAGCACAGGUUGUUGCUGGUAUGAAUAUGAAUCCUACAAACCAUUUUAACUUUCAUUUAAAUCUGAUUAUUCACUCUUAUCUCUUUGUUUUUGAGGGAGUUAGUACCUAGAUAUGAAACUGGUUUAUUUCACAUAAAUUACAUGUGGAAAUCACGUGAGUCAACAAAAAUGAUAUAAUGGAAAGGCUUUAAGAAAACCGUUAACCUAUGAUGGCACCAUUCUUUGCUCCAAUCUUACAGUCUAGGUUGUUUAAUUAUUUUUAUUAUUAUUAUUUUUCCUUUUUGAAAUUCUCAGCAUUUGUAGUUGUGAUGAACUUGGCAACUGCUUCAAUAGCUUUGCUCUGUCUGUUGAACUCAGCUGAAUUAAAAUAAAGAAAUCCAUCUCCCAGUUGAAUAUGUUUGGAACUAACUUUUAACAGUACUGUACUAAAGAAAAGUAAUAAAUCAUGGUCAACACACCAA